Molecule: messenger RNA, 1248 nt
Organism: Pochonia chlamydosporia 170
Lineage: Eukaryota; Fungi; Ascomycota; Sordariomycetes; Hypocreales; Clavicipitaceae
Exons: 4
Coding region: 1-1248 (415 amino acids)
Source: RefSeq, a predicted model, not a curated record
AUGGCAUGCGGCUACCAGACCGGACCAAAAUUUUGCACGUCGCCGGCCAGGUGCAUAAUACAUAAUCAGCCAAGAUUGAAGUUAUUGACGCUGCCAGAUUUUGGUGGUGCUGACAUCAAAGGCACAAGUGCACUGACGACUGGUCCGCCAGACUUGGAGAUUAGGCGCUGGUGGUGUUUUGAGCUGAAACAACUUGACCCCCAAGAAGAAGAUGAAAGGGACCAGACCAGACCAGACGUGUCAAUUUGCACGGCGCUGAUCUUGGCCAUGGCCAUGCGACCAUUUCAAGGUUCAAAGGUUGACUUCAAACAACCGACUGGCGCGACCGAUCGUGGGCGUAACGCUGACCACUUCUUCGAUGUCGCCAGAGGAGGCCAUGCCAAUGCUGCUGCGGCCUCUAGGCAGCCAACUCGACCCAUCAAAUCGCGAACAGGAGCGUAUGGAAUUGAUACGGCCUGGAGAGCGCCUAUUGCCCGAGGUGAAUUCGACCAGACUCCAUUCAAGCUGGCCGAGAAUGCAAUGAGCCUCACGGGGUCGGGCUAUAUAAGGAGUUACUCUGCUUGCAUCUCGGAGACUGAUUUGCAACACAAGACGACUUUCCAUCUUAUCAAGAAUCAUCUUCUGCAACUGAACCUGAGUCCCGGGAAAAUGGGUAAACACAACGAUAAAGGCAAAGGCAAGGCCAGGGCCGAAGAUGAGGUCAAGGAGUGGGGUGUAAGUUACAUGAGGUGGCCAUCUAUCCAAUCUCUGUACAAGGAACUCACCAAGAAUUCCUUGGAGAAUGCCGUGGAUGCUCUAUGGAACAACAUCCUGCAACUCUACUUCAGGGUCGAAAACAACUACGCCAUCGAGGCCCAGGCAAGCCCGGAUAGAAAAACGAAAACGAAAGCUGAUUUCGCCGUCCGAUAUGUCCAUAAUGGCGUCCCAAAGAAGGUUAUCCUAGUUGAGGACAAGCGUGUCAGCGAUGAGGGCUCUGGUGCUGUUUGGACUGAGGCAAUGAAACAGCUCACUGAUUACAUGAUCCAAGCCCGACAUGCAAAUCGAGGAAAGAAGGAGUACAUGUAUGGUAUUGUCACGGUGGGACAUUACUCGCGGUACUACACACUCGUACCUGGUCGAAACGAUCUGUGUGACUUCAUUUAUAAGUCCGAGGAUAUGGUCUACACCGGACAGCCAUUGCAUUUCAAAGAUGACGAAGAGUGUAUGCACACGCUCCUCAUGGAACUAGUGAAACUGACAUCUAAGUAA